Penicillium macrosclerotiorum is the source of this 339-nucleotide messenger RNA. RefSeq lists its product as uncharacterized. Bases 1 to 339 code for a protein of 112 amino acids. The record is from RefSeq and is a predicted model, not a curated record. The transcript is spliced from 2 exons. NCBI's taxonomy places the organism in Eukaryota, Fungi, Ascomycota, Eurotiomycetes, Eurotiales, Aspergillaceae.
AUGUGCCCCGUAUUAACCCUGUUGAACCCAGGUGCCAAUGAUGUCUAUCCACGUAGAGGACUUGAUAUGGUAUUUCAUGAAGACGUCAACUACUCGAGUGAUUCAUCCGAGAGCAGCAGUGGAAACAAUUCAGCGAAAUUCACAGAGCCUUCAUGGGUCUUAGAAGUGUCAAAGAACGAUUCGCGUAGGCAGCCAUGGAAAAAGAGCCUGGCCAUCGUCGACAAGGCCGAUCAUGACAAGGGAGAGGACCGCUUCCACUUUGGCUAUGAUCCAGCCGCUCCAGAUGAAGGAAGAUAUCGCAGUGGAUCUGCUGGCUCUGGGGGAAGUUUGGCUGCUUAA